UAGUAUGUAUUUUGACGUUCGAGUGUAAACGUUAUAUUUCAUGGCGGAUUUCGCCAAGCAAACUGAGCGACAACCAAGACAGAUGGAAACAGAACAUACAGUUCCAGUGUCGGCAAAUGGCACGCCACUACAUGGCCAGCCCAUCCAGAUUGUGAUCACCGGGGAGGAUCACCAGUUUGAGCUCGACGAGACAAAACUGGAGGAGAUUCUAUUGAGCCCCCUUAUACAGGACAAGAAGGUGGUCGUAAUCUCUGUGGCUGGGGCCUUCAGGAAGGGCAAGUCAUUCCUUCUAGAUUUCUUCCUCAGAUACAUGAAUGCAAAGGGUCAUCCAGACUGGCUGGGUGGAGACGAAGCCCCCUUGACUGGAUUCUCAUGGCGGGGUGGUUCAGAAAGGGAAACAACUGGCAUACUCAUGUGGAGUGAACCCUUUAUAUGCAAAAUACCAUCAGGGGAGGAGGUGGCAGUGCUGUUGAUGGACACACAGGGUGCGUUUGACAGUGAGUCAACAGUACGGGACUGUGCUACAGUUUUUGCUUUGAGCACUAUGCUCAGUUCUGUCCAGGUCUUCAACUUAACACAGAAUAUCCAGGAAGAUGACUUACAACACUUACAGUUAUUUACAGAGUAUGGAAGGUUAGCCCUCGAGGCCAAUGACAAUGUCUCCAAACCAUUCCAGAAUUUGGAGUUCCUGGUGCGAGACUGGAGUUUCCCAUAUGAAGCACCCUACGGAGCAGCAGGAGGACGUAAGAUCUUGGAGCGUCGACUCCAGGUGUCCGACCGACAACAUCCGGAGCUUCAGCAGCUGCGCCUACAUAUUAAGUCCUGCUUCACCAGUAUUGGCAGCUUCCUUAUGCCCCACCCAGGACUCGGGGUCGCUACCAAUCCCAUGUUUGACGGCAAACUCAAAGACAUAGAGAAAGAUUUUAAGGAACAGUUGAAAAUUUUAGUGCCAUUACUUCUUGAUGAUGAAAACCUGGUUGUGAAGGAGAUCAACGGAUGUAAAAUAACAUGUCGGGAACUAGUUGAAUACUUCAAGGCUUACAUCAAGAUUUACCAAGGAGAGGAACUACCAGAACCCAAGUCCAUGUUACAGGCAACAGCAGAAGCCAACAACCUAGCAGCAGUGUCCAGUUCCAAGAGUCUCUAUCAGAAGGAAAUGGAAAUUAUUUGUGGUGGAGAUAAGCCCUUCCUACACCCUGAUACCCUACAGAGAGACCAUCAACGCUGCCUUGAGAAAGCAAUGUCAACAUUCAAUUCUACACGGAAAAUGGGUGGACCUGAGUUCAGCAAGGUCUAUGGAGAACAGAUGGAGAAAGAGUUACUGGAAAUGUAUGACAAUUACAAGAAACAUAACGAUGGAAAAAAUAUUUUCAGUUCCGCCCGGACACCCGCCGUGCUGUUCACGGUCAUGGCUAUGGCGUAUGUGUUUUCAGGAGUGUUUGCCCUGGUGGGACUAGAUUACUUUGCCAGCCUAAUGAACUUAGUGUUGUUUGUAUUCCUAAUGUUACUGUGUACCUGGAUGUAUGUGCGUUACAGCGGCGAACAGAGGAUGAUAGGAGAACAUAUAGACUUUAUUGCUGAGGUCAUCUGGGACAAGGCCCUUGCACAAGUCUACACAAAAGUGUUGGAGCAGGGAGUGAAACAAGCCGUACAGCAAACAACACGACCAAAACAGGAAUAACAGCAUCCAUCUUGUGUUCAGUUCUGUGGGACUACGACACAGAGCUAGACGAAGCUCUCGGUUACAUUUCCAGAAACGUUGGCAAGCAGAGUAUAAGAUAUAUUGCCCUAAGAUUUCAGAUAUACAGGUCAGAGGCCUGCUACUAAAACCAGGAGGACAAAAAUAGGGUAAACAUUUUCUGUAGGGCUCUGAUAAAGUACCUGUUGAUGUUGUUUCUAAAUUUUAUAUAGUUUAUGACCUUCAGAAUUAUAUAAUAAAACUUUAGUCCUGUGCCAGUUAACUUAUUCAUAUUAAUAACUUUAUAUAUUAUUAUAGGACUAGGGUUUCUUUUUACCUGUUAUUUUUCACAGAUAAGUAACAAUCCUCUGAUUUUCCAAAUACAACAUUGUGAUUUAUUAUGAAAUUUUAGUUAUUUUCUCACCACUAUGACAUAAUAAAGAAAUCAAUACUUUAUUAUUAUGUUCUCUAUAAAUAACAUGGCAGAAAAUAUCUAAUAUCCCACUUUUAACAUUAAAACAUUGAUGGUUAUCUAAUUUUAAUCCAUUUAGUAAUAUAAUUCCGACUAUAGAAAUACAUGUUUUACAACGUGCUUUUUUCUCAAAGAAAAAAUUAAACAAUGAUGAUUAACUGUAGAAAUACAGGUUUUACAAAGUGCUUUUUCUCAAGGAAAGAAUACCAAGUAGUUAACAAUUAUAAUGAUUAACUUUAGAAAUACAGGUUUUACAAAGUGCUUUUUCUCAAGGAAAUAAUUGGUUUGAUUUAGCUAAAAUGCAGGCAUGCUAUGAUAAGUACAUUUGACAGUGGUGAAGAGAUGUAUUCCAUCGCUAAAUGUUAGACAGGUAUUAAAAAUUCCAUUGAUUUUGAAUUGAAUCUGAUUAUCUUCUCUGUUAAGUCAGUUACUGACGUUUUCUAGGACUUCGUCUGAGCCCUAUUUCAGAAAUACAAUAUGUAGGUGCAAUAGAGGGUAGACAUACAUCUGUUACAUGUAACUUUGUUUGGGUCCAACUUUUACUCAAGAUUUCAAUAAAGUUGAUAGUGUCAAGCUCUAAUAGAUGUACAGAUGUCGUCAGAAGUGAAGAAUAUUUUGUUAAAACAAUGCCAGUUACAAUAAGGAUUUUAUAUUGUGAGUAGUAGGCAGAACAAGGGAAAUGAAAUCAACACUGCAUGACCUCAUUGUUUUGCUCAAUCUUGGAGCACCCUGUACAGAGGUGUAGAUAUUUGAUAUACAUACAAGAUGAAAUUUGAUAUGCAAGUGCUCAGUGGUAUCGGGAUGUAACAAUGUGUGAAUACAAUUGUAUUGAUAUUAUAGUGUUUUCUUUUUGAAGAUUUAGAAUUUUCAACUAUUACCAUUCCAAGACUGAUUGUCUGAGAAACCAUUGUUCUGAAUGUUUGUAUUCUUUCCAAAUUAUCGCUGACCUCUAUCUGACCUGAUUUUGAAGAAUUUUUUUGUGUUAAGUUUGGAACCUUUUUGUGAAUCUUUUUGAAAGACAACUGUUUUUCAAAUGCAAUAUCAUAUCGCAUUAUCAAGCCUUUGAUAUUUAUUCUACAGGGACAUUUUCAUCGCAGUUUAUCUUUUGGCUUUAUUGCCUUCCGCAAGGAGGCUGCAAUAAACAUAUUGUUGUCAAAUGUGAAAGGCGAAUAUGGAAUGGAAUUUACUGGCAUAGGUCGAAAUUUUGACAGGACAAAAUUUCCCAGUAUACAUUAUCCCAUUUACUUCAACGGUAAGGUUCAGUUGAAUAUUCAGUUCAAUAACGGGUAUCACCAAAAUAACAAAAUCCAAAAUUGAAUAACUGAAAUUUUCCCAUUACCAUUAGUAACAGGGGUAUAAGGAUAAAGGCUAUCAUUUACUUGAUUUUGUGAGAUGGUCUGUUUUUUAGAGUUUCUUCAUGAAAGGAGUGGCAUUAAGAUUUUUUUUCAAAAUACAUGCUGUUUUUCAUCAGAUAACAUGUCCAAUUUCAUGAAUUUCAUUUUUUCCAUCUAUGACUCGGUCAAAGACUAUCAUAUCCAAAGCAACUAAGUGUAUAUCUCACAGCUUCAAAUUAACAUUUAAAGUAUAAAACAGGUUUUACAAAAUUGUAUCUAUUUUUAUACCAUUCUUUUAGAUUUUGUUUUGUCAGUACCAUGACAAGUCCUCUUUGCUUGCUCUAGAUUAAUCACUUUUCAUGAUCAAAAUUUUACCUGUGAAUUAUUGUUAAAUUUCAAGAUUUUAUUUAAGUUUAGGAUAUUUAUAAUUUAGAAUAUAGUAUAUAAACAUAUAGCUGUAGAAAAGAUGGCAGUUUUAAACAGUAUUAUUCAAACAAAAGGUACCUUUCCUUUUAUUGUUUUAUAUAUUAGAUAAUAUCAUAUAAAAUAUGAUUGAAAUUUAAACGGUAUACAGAACUACAUAUAUAAAUGAUUCAUUUGUAAUUUUGUUAAACAAUUCAAAUUUGAUUAAUUAUUUUAGUUUAAAUUAUUUGAAUUAUUCCAGUUAUCUAUUAUUUUGUUAACGAAAUCAGUUUCAGUAUAAAAUAAGAGUUUAGAAUUGUUAACAAGGUAUAUUGGAAUAUCAUUGUUUUUCUUAUAACGCAAAACAAGGAGUAGUUUUCAAAUCUUAGUUUGAUAUGUAUUUCAUAUUAUGGGAUGUACCAGGCAGUUUGAUGUUUGUGUGUAAAGAUCAAAUCUUAACAGCGAUAUAUUGAAAAAAAGAAAGACAUGUGUAUCACUUUACCAAAUCCAAAUUUAGUGCGACCGUUUUCACUCAAAAGACUUACCGGUAAACAGAUUAAAGAAAGAUGAUAUUGUUCAUGCAGACAUUAUGAUUUCCAGACAAAUCUCUGAAAAUAAUGAAUUUUCUAAGAUACUCAAUACUGAAAUAAGAAUUUUCACUUUCAAGUAAUAGACUAGUACUGUAACUGUGGGACUACAUCCUUUGUUUGCAAAUCCUGAAAUUUGCAUGUCAACGUCAUUGCAAUCACAAUAUAUUCAACAUCAAUGUAUAUUGUAAUGUAAGGCAGAGUGACAGGUACUUUCAGGAUUUACUAACGAAUGUUACUGUCCCACAGUUUAAGUAAAAAAGUUUCCUAGGUUUCAAAUACAUAGACAAUGUCUUAAUUUAAGAGGUCUAGCUGUAUCACAAACUUCUAAUCAUUUUUAAAAAAUAUAUUAAAAAAAAAUCUGUACAAUUCUGGUUGAAGAUUUUCUUGUAUUGCACGACUUUAGAUGUAUAUAUCACAAAUUUCACCUUUAUCACUUUAACAUUACAGGUCUUAUUAAGGAAAUAAGAAAUACAAAUAUUUAUAGAUUUGUCUGAAAGGUAAACUUGUUUAUCACUGAAUAUGAUUAUAUGUCAGAUAUCUUUUGCCUUAAGUACUGCAAAAUAUAUAAAACACUGAACUUGUGAUUCUGUAGAAGCCUUAUGAGCCUGGGCACCUUACGUUACCGCAAGAGCCACCUUACGUUACCGCGAGAACCACCUUACUACUAGAGAAUUUACUUUUGAUUACAGCAGAUAGUUUGCAGAAUUAUUAAGUAUUUUUGAGAUAGCAAAGUACAAGGUGUAGUUUUAAUUGCGAAAUGCUUUGUGCAAACAUUAGAUAGCAGGGAUAUACACAAUAGAAACAGCAGUGCCUUACUAUACCAUCAGCAGUAAUACAAUGUACAUCCUACCAUGGUGUUUCCUCUUUAUAUUUUGUAUCAUCAUGUCCAGGUUUUUUUCUGUUUAUCAUAUCAUUUGUGUAUCAAACUGUUCAAAUUUUCAUGUGUAUAUUGAUCUUUUUUUUUUCUUUUUUUUUUUGUAAAUUGUGUCGAAAUAUUUAACUUGUACUAUUGAUGUUAUAAUAUUUAUUGUGAAGUGAUGAACAUUUACUGCGUUAAUUUGUUCAGGACAACACUUCUGUACAGCAAUGAUAAAUCAACAUACAGGGUCUCACACAUAUUUGAUACUGUUUGCACCUAACCUUGUCCUGAUUAUAUUAUCAGUUAUCUCCCCUUGUAAUCAAUGUUGGGAUAGUCUGACAGACAAGGGGGCUUAGAAUAUCUUGAUAAAUGCUAACAAAUGAGCAUGACUGGCCUUUUUCUAACUUUGUUACUACCAGUUAUGUUUAUUUACCCAGAAAUUACUGUCAUGAAACAGAAAUAGUUGACACUACAGUAAAUCAGACUAUUUACAUGCAAGUUAGUUCAUUUGUUCAGAAGUAAAAAUAAUCUCAGGUUUGUUUUUGGCAUCCUUUCCUUACAACAAAGUAAGUUGCGGUCAUAUUGAGAUUAUUAGUGGCAGUUAAAGCAUUUGGAACAGUACCUCUUCAAAAUGUGUUCUAGAAAAACAAAAAAGGAUGUUCCUGACACAACAAUCAAAAAUAUACCAAAUUAAAGCCAAAAGUAGAGGUUUAUAUUCCAACAACUGCAUUUGUAGGUAACCAAUUUAUUGAGUAUGACAUACACAAUACUUUUCAUAGAUUUAGAUUUAAAUUUUACUGUUACCAGUAAUGUUUCUAUUUCAUGACAGCAGGGCUAACUACUCAUUGGUUGAUGUAAUUAUUACUAAAUCACUCACCGAUGUUAACUAAUAACGUUUUGUCAUUGUUGGAUAACAACAGAUAGAUAAUGGUGCAGAUCAUCACUCACCGACGUUAACUUAUAACGUUUUAUCAGUGUUGGAUAACAACAGAUAGAUAAUGGUGCAGAUCAUCACUCACGGACGUUGAUAACAACGGAUAGAUAAUGGUGCA
Molecule: messenger RNA, 6387 nt
Organism: Mizuhopecten yessoensis (Yesso scallop)
Lineage: Eukaryota; Metazoa; Mollusca; Bivalvia; Pectinida; Pectinidae
Product: atlastin-2-like
Exons: 12
Coding region: 41-1681 (546 amino acids)
Biological process (GO): protein homooligomerization; endoplasmic reticulum organization
Molecular function (GO): GTPase activity; GTP binding
Source: RefSeq, a predicted model, not a curated record